Messenger RNA from Linum tenue, 243 nucleotides. The record is from the annotation of a GenBank genome assembly. NCBI's taxonomy places the organism in Eukaryota, Viridiplantae, Streptophyta, Magnoliopsida, Malpighiales, Linaceae.
GCCGAAGUCGCCACGGAGAAGAAGCGGAAGAUUGUAAAGACUGAACACAUCCGAAUCUCCGUCAAGAGGCACCGACCGACCAACGAUUUCCUCUUAGACUCGCUUCCCGCGCCGCCAGCUCCUCAGUUGCAGAAAGAGGAUUCUGUAGGUCGUAAGCGCGAAGUUGCUAACAAGCAGCUACCGACUGGAACUCGCCGGACCGACGGUUUCUUUGCCAAAUCAGCGAGCGAUGCUUCCGCUUGA